Molecule: messenger RNA, 441 nt
Organism: Triticum turgidum subsp. durum (durum wheat)
Lineage: Eukaryota; Viridiplantae; Streptophyta; Magnoliopsida; Poales; Poaceae
Source: the annotation of a GenBank genome assembly
AUGGGGCGCCGCUCUGGAGGAGGCGGCGGUUCCCGCAGUGCGCCACGUCCCGCAGCCCCGGCACCCAAGCCGGCGGCCAAGCCAGCGUCCGCUUCGGCGCCGGCCAAGAACUCGUCCGCGCCGGCGCCGGAUAAGAAACCGUCCGCGCUGGCCCCGGCCCAGAGCUCCUUCCUCGGAUCCGUUAACGACGGGUUCGGAUUUGCCGUCGGGAUGAGCAUGGCGCGCUCCUUAUUGGGCGGGCGCAGAGAGGAGCCGGCGCCCGCCUCUCCCGCCCACGCCCACGCCGACGCCGACGCGUGCGGCAUCCACAACCAGGACUUCACCAAUUGCAUCUACACGAACGCGAGCGACAUCAGCCGGUGCCAGAACUACUUCGACCUCCUCUACCAGUGCCGCCGCGGAGGAGGCGCAGGAGCAGGAGAGGCCUCCACCAUCGCCUAA